UCAGUUUUAACGCCUGGAGUGAAGGCAAACGUAACCCAAUUUCGUUACUAUGAGUGCAGCGGAGAGUCAAAGAUAACACAAUUGCAGUCCAGCGGCCGAUACGAGUCCGACAGUGUGUCCUGCAAUGCAUUCUCAUAUGUGGCCAAAAACACCACUUAUUCAAUCAAAAUGGACAAUAAAACCACCGAGCUCACGCUACAGCUCAAUUCAUACACGGUCACUUUGAACGGCAAUGCCAUAUUCAUGUUGAACGGUAUGAUAGAGUCGGGUCCGUGCGCUGGCGGCCACUUGGAUGAGCUGACCUUUUCGGUGGCCGACGACCAAAAUGGUUGUCUGUCGGAGAAAGGCCUCCAACAGUCGACUCCUGUCUACUCUAUACUCAGAGUAAGUGGCGGUAAAUGCGAGUCCGACUGUUCCGGUGGUGUGACCACAGUAUACGACCCGCCGAUUAUCAACAGCUCCGACGAUAUAUCAUUCAAAGCCUGUUAAUCUCAUUUUAAUCUCACUUAUUGUUUGUCUGUUUAAUUAUAAAGAAUUUUAUAAUUUAUAUGAAAUUUAUACUUAAUUUUACAACAAUUUUAUGUUCAAAUGAAUUUUUGUCUCAUUUCUAUCACAUGAUUGUUAUUAUCGUUGCUUUUUGUUAUGUUUUGCUCUGUUUUUAUCUUUUUCCACUCAAAGCCUUCACUUUCUAA
This is a messenger RNA of Medioppia subpectinata, 692 nucleotides long. Lineage: Eukaryota; Metazoa; Arthropoda; Arachnida; Sarcoptiformes; Oppiidae. The record is from the annotation of a GenBank genome assembly.